UUAAACGAACUGAUAACCGUCUUGUUUACAGUCUGUCAGACUUACGGUCUGUAUAUAUGUAUGUACCAUGUAGCGUUACGGAAAACUUUCUUUUCAAGCGUAACAGUAUGUCCAUAUGGGAAGAGAAUGUUUCCUAUGUCAAGUCUUGAAAAGCAGCUGAUUGCACUCGCCUAAAGGCGCGAGUGCAGAGGCUGUCUGACUCUUUCUUCCCUCCGCUCAAGUGACGUCUAUUUUUCCGGUUUGCGGCUCAGAUAUUUCGGUCAGCAGCACGAUUAAACAUGGCGGCAGUUAUCGGUAGUCCACGACGGUUUCAAGAACUUUUUACAAACAUAUCUUUGAAGUUUAAUCGAGCAGAAUCAGAAGAUGUUGUGCAGUCGUUGAAAAGGAAUUAUGGAGGGAAAUUUGAUUUGCUCGAUAAUCAAGACUUGUUGUCAAGUUUGCAACUUUUAUUGAAGCAUGGAUUUGUGUCUGACAACAAACUCACCCUGAUCGAAAAGUUUGUUGCGCCGAAAUCGAACCAGGAAGAACAGAUCAAGGAAAUUAUCAAGAGUUUCAAGGAGUCUCGGGAGCAAGAAGUUGAUUCAGGGAGGGAAUUGCCAGGGCGACAAGAUGAAAUCAAGAAAAUUACGAAAAAGCUUGAAACUAAAGGACAGUCGCUGGUUGUGAAUUUGUUUGGAUCGGCUGGAGUUGGUAAGACAACACUAGCAAGGAGAGUUUGUUCCGAAUGGCAAGGAAAGUAUUUUGUUUGUGAUCUAAGAGAAGCUAAAGAUAUGAAGGCCAUUUAUCUCAACAUGAUGAGUUCCCUUGGACUAACUGUUCCCAUCGGUUACGUUGAUCAGAAUUCUGUUGUUACAAAAAUUCAUGAGAACAUUCAAGUGUUAAAUCAGCCAGUUCUCUUCUUACUCGAUAAUGUUGAACAAUUCACCGCUGGCCAAGGGAAGGAAGGCAAGAACUUGAAAACGGCUUUCGUGCAAUUUCUAGUGAGUCUUUUAGAAUUUGAUGAGAAAGACAAGAAAUUAUCAUUUAAACUGCUCUUAACAUCCAGGACUCAUUUGCAAGAUGCCACAAAGGUGGACAAUUUUGAAGUGAAGCCUCUUGAAAGUUCCUUUUCAGAGGAAAUCCUGAUUUCCAAGGGAAUGGUUAAUGUUAAUACCCAGCAGAAGAAUGAACUACUUAACAUCUCCAAAGGAAUACCACUUCUUUUGAAAGGUUUAGCAGCUAUUUUGCGACAAGAAAGACAAGCUGCUGAUGAUCUCAUUGCUGGGAUUGAGAAAGGGAAAGGUGCCACUCCAAAGAAAUCAAAAUUGAGAGAAGAUGCUAAGGGAAAGCCAUUCAAUUUUGAAGAUGAAGGACUGGAUAUAGGCCAGUUUUCCACAAUCAAAGAAAUGUUCAAUUCCCUUCCCACUGAUAGCUUGAAAGUGUCUGCUGUAUCAAUUUCACUCUUCUGUGGUCCUUUCUCUGUUUCCACAGCUGCUAAGAUCCUUGGCAUCAGCCCAGAAAAUCAGGCAGAGGCUCUAGCUCAGCUGGAGGGGCUGGUAACUAGUCAAAUUAUUUCUGUGGUCAAUGAAGAAGCAAAGGAAGUGAUGUAUGACAUUCACCCACUUUUAAGAAAAUAUGCUGUCAGUAUCAAGGAAGAAGCAGAAUUCCACAUGGCGUACUUGGAAGCCAAGGAACGAUUCCAUCAGCACUUUAUGACAAAGAUGGAAAAGAUUGCAAAACUGAUAGAGCCUGAGUAUGUUAGAGCAUUCCAACUUUUUCAGACUGACAGAGCAAACUAUGAGUUUACUGUUGAGAUCUCCUUGGAGCCAGAAUAUUUCAGUGUUCCAGGAGAGUUUCGUGAGAAUGCCUUGAUUGCAUGUCUUUUCAAUGAUAUGCUGACUGAAGACAAACAAAUCCAGCUGUUUCAUUCCUGGGCUGAGAUGUGUGAAGAUGAUGGACGGUCAGGAUCUCUAUCCCGGGCGCAGUUAAAAUGCUGGGAAGCUCGACAAGUGUUAGAUGUUGAUGGAACUGAGCAAGCAUUUAAAGUGUUGAAGGAAGCGUCCUGUUCAUUAGAGAAAGUUCAGGACAAAUCAAGUGCAUUCUUCAGGCUUAGCAAAGGACUUCUCUUGUAUUCUGAGGGGGAAACCCACUGGAGGAAAAGAGACUACAAGAAAGCACUAGAAACAUUGGAGUUAUCGUUACAAUUCACAGAACAACUCCUUAAUGCUCAUACCGAUCUUGUAAGGUGUUACAAUGCGAUUGGAAAUUGCCAUUUCCACCUGCGCAAACCGGAGACAGCUCUUGACUUCUACGAAAUAGCAUACAACAUGCAAAAGGAGUUGGCUGGUUCAGAGUACCACUUUGAAAUUCCAAUGUGCAAGAAUCAAAUCGGCACAGCGCAUGAGGGUCAAGGAGACUAUGAGAAGGCAGAGCAGUGGUACAGACAGGCACUGGAACUUUUGAAAGAACUCAAACUUUCAGGGUUUCAUGACGAAGCUCACUUCUGUAGAAAUCUUGCCAAUGUUCUCAUGUUUCAGAAGAAGUAUCCAGAAGCAGUUGAACCUGCAGAAAGGGCUUACAACAUAAGGAUGAGGCUUUAUGGGAAUCACCCACUGACCGUGCGUAGCAUUUUCCAGCGAGCAGUGCUUCAGGCCAACUUUGGAAAAUUCGAGAAAGCCUUGGAAUUGUUCCUUGAAGCAUGGAAAAUGGAGAAGUCGCUUGGUGCAGGAAACCAUAGUGAAGUAUGGCGAAAGAUUAUUACUGGUGUUGAGGACAUGUAUGACGAAACGGCGAAAGGAAGAAAGAUGGAACGAUUCAUCCCAUUUUUUCGUUCCAAAAAGGAACAAUUUAGAAAGGAUGCAUUGGAAUUUUGCCAGCAUUUUUGGAAUGAAGAAAAACGUUCUGGGCUUUUUAGUUUCACCGAUUACAACAGAGAGAUAAUUGAUGCAUUAUUGUACUUGGUUCGUGACAAGAAAGAUAAGAAUGAAACAGAAAAAGAGGCCUUGUGGUUCUAUGAAGAGAUGCAGGGUGCAAGUGAGGCAGAAUUUCAAGAGGAGUUUGAUCAGCAAACAGAUUUGAGUGUGCUUAAUGAGAUGCUGAAAGAAAGAAGUUUGAUCUUGGACAAAGUAAUUAAACUUUGCGUUAACCUUACCGAGCAUGAGAAACUCAUGAAGCACCGAAACAUCAAGUUGGCGCUGUACAAAAAAGUUCUUGUCAGACCAGACUUUGUCGGCGAGAAACACGAUGGAUACGACAAAGCGGCACUAAAAAUCAAGGUAGAACAGCUGUACCGAAAUUCUGGGGAGGAGGAAUAUAUUCCAGAAUUCCAAGAGAGCCUGUUGAGUACUUGGCAAACGCAGUGGGAAGAAGGGAAAGGUGGAGAGAAGUUGAAAGAGUUUGGUGUGGCAAGGGAAAGAACAAUCACUGGAAUCCUCCGGUUAUGCAAGGACCUUGAGAAAGAGGAAAUGUUCAGACGAUAUGGAAACGAAGCACUGAGCUUUUAUGAGGACUUAUGGGAGGUGAAGCAGGCUAUGAUGGAACCCUCUCAAAUGAAACAGUUCCUCUUAAACGGCAAAAAGGUAGCUUCGUCUAUUGGAGACCAUGAAAGAGAGAACGUUUACGACAAGGCCUUACAGACCCUGGUAAGGACAGGGAAACAUCCAGGGGCCACCUUGCGAACAAAAGCCAAACAACCUACUUCUAAAUCAGCUGAGGAAGAGGAAGAAGAAGAGGAGGUUGUGGUAGAAUCUGAAGAGGAGAUUACAGUUGGAUCUGAGGAGGAGGCUGAAGACGCAUCUCAAGAGGACAUUGUGGUUGACUCUGGGGAAGAUGUUAUCGGGUCUGGAGAGGAGAGUGAAUUCGAAUCUGAGGACGCACCAGACGUCGGAGCUGAGGCAACUGAAACAGAAGACAUUAGCUUGAUCCUCGAAGACACUGUAUCUAAACAAGGCAGCCACUGGGAGCCCAAAAAGGUGGCGGCACACGUGAUAUUUCCACCUUAUGCUGUGUCUGAGGACAGGCUGAUGGCCCUCCAUAAAUGGAAGUCUUCAGCAUGUUCCCCUUCUCUCCAAGAAAAUGAAGCCAUAGUUAGCGAUGUGGUUGAACUAUCAACUGGCAUUUCUGAAGGACUUGCAUUCAAUAAGGAAGUCACCUUGGCCAUCUCUCACAGUGCGUCUGACCUUAAGGGAUAUGAGGUGGUAGUGAAGAAGUUGAUCGACAAGGACACCAAUGAGUGGGUGGACGUCGAUGAAACAGUUGAUUUUCGAUCUCUGUCAGACCUCGAGCAAGCUUAUGGCAGUAAUUUUCCUGACUAUCUCCUUCCUGUUGCUGAGACUAAGAUUACUCAGUGCUCCACUUUUGUGGUGGUUUGCCGUCUCAAGUCUUAUAUGUUCACCGUUACCUCUGAGUCAACAAGCCUUUCCUUGCCCGACUAUCCCCUAGUCAAGGUUAUCAUUCCCGAAAAUGCUGUUCAUGUAAAAGAACAACUCCAGGUUACUGUCAAGGUACAAGAGUUUCCCAGCAAAGAAAUAAAACGAAAGGAAGUGUUGGCUGGGCCCAUCCUUAGAAUUUCGUGUGACAGAGAAGUUGAGUUUCAGGAACCGGUAACUCUUCAGCUACCUUUGUCUUUGAGAGAAAGGUCAGACUUCCCUGAUUCGUCGCUGGUCCUCGCUAGGGUCUUAUUUCAACAGUCUGAUGGCGAACAUCGUCAGUGGACUGAAAUUACAGAUAGCCUGGAACUUCCUCCCAGUUUUGAUGGAACUGUCAUUAAAUUCAGUAUCAGACACUUCUCAGGAUUUUGGAGCUGGCUCGAGUGGUGCGCAACAUCAGUCGUUCAGUUUGUAGCUGGUGAUUACAACACAGAAUGUGUCAGACACGCAGUAGUUUUUACUGCCUCUCUUCCAGUAGACACUCGCAUUGGGUCUAAAACAGAGCUGAGCCUUUAUUGCAGUCCUAAUGACAAGAGAAGGGAGCUAAUUGACAAUGAGGAUGGGCUCUUGCUGCAAGAGGAAAGUGCAUGGGAAUUCAUGCAGCCGAAUGAUAAAGCCUAUGUAUUCCUCUCAGAAGGUGUUGUCAGACCAGUCAAUCUGGAAAAUGGCAGAGACUUUUUCGUCAGGUUUCAAGAACGCGGUUCCAUGAAGAGAACUCUUAAAGUGUUCGUUGUCGCCCACGGAGACCUAACAGUCAAGUUUUGUAGUAGCCAACAACUGGAAGAAGAACAUUUGUUGUGUAGACUGGAAAUGGAACUACCUCCCCCUGCAAGAGAUACAGAGAAAACUCCUGUAGAGUUCUUUGGUGUGCCUUUAGAUGAUAGUGACCUUACCGACGCCCCUUUGACGGAUAUGCUAGCGGCAUGCAAGGGUGUCUUACAGGAAAUAAACCGUGGCGACAUUUAUGAACGUCAUAUUACGGGAAGCUCCGACCGCGCUUCGGUAACGCGUUUCUUCGAGGCUCUUGCAAGACUGCCGCCGGAGGAUCAAUCAAAGUGUUUCAAUACAAUUGUCGAAUUUCUGAAAGGGAGAGGUUUAGGGUUGGAGCAUGUCGCAGAUCGUCUCCUUAAAGCGGAAGCAUUGGUAAGCAUUUCCCCCGAUGAACGCGUGUGCUCUUUGGUUGCUGAGAAACUAAAGAUGGGUUCUCUAUGGAAGAAACUUGCUAGCAAGUUAAAAGUCGCAUGGGCUAUCAUGGAAAACAUUCAAGAGGAAGAAAGAGGAGAUGGCGAGGAAUGUUGUCGUAAGUCGCUUAAAAGUUGGCGCGAAACCAAUGGUUCACGGGCCACUGUUAGAGAACUCAUGAGGUGUCUAACGGACAUGGGCUAUGGUACCAUCAACUGGCAUAUAAUGAAAGCACUUAACCUUGUCGUAAGAGAAAAUAUGCCUCAGUCAGUGAGAUUAUGACAUCUAGAUCUUUAAAAGGUAUUGGUGAUGGAGUUCUAAUGGCAUAUAGUUAGAGAACGUAUUCUUGGGGCAAAAAAAUAUACAGAUAUAUCUAUGCCUCAUUCAGAAAGAGCGGGAUGUGUUUAACCCUUUUAGCUCUAAAUUGCAGGCUUUUCUUUUUUUCAGUUUAAUGAAUGGAUCCCUGUAUGCCAUUUGUUGGCUAUCGAUCUGUCUAUCUCAAAAAUCGCAUCAGCAAGUAACCACUGAGAAAUUGAUACUUUUGACAAACGAUGGUUUGAAGGAAAAGUUCAAACCUUCCAUGGUUGGUGAACUAUAUCAUAUACAGGGGGAAGGUUUCCCAAGUUUAUGCUUUCAAUGAAUAGAUCAAUACCGGAUCAUUUUGGUGCUAACAGUUUCAUCAAAAUCGACCAAACGUGAAGCAGAAAGUGACGUCACACUUACUCAGACACUCACUAGAUCAUCUUCGUGUUCUUGGGCACAUAGGGCCAUGCAUGGUGGGCCAUGCAUGGUGACGUUACAAGUUCACAGGUAUUUUUUUUUUGUGGCGAAAGGGUUAAGCAACAUGGGCUUCGCUAAGAGUGAAGUGGCUUAUCAUGAGAGUACCUAAUCUUUUCGUGACAGAAAAUUUGCCAAGGUGAGAUAUGAUACGACAGGCCUUUUGAUAAACAAGCUCAUGACUAUACUUCUAAUGCAAAGCUUUCCCGGGGUAUACCGUGUAAUAUCUUACGAGUCACUUAUAUUUUCGCUGUAUACUCACGAAACUUUCUAUUUUAUGACCUGCCAUAGAAAACACAGUUGUCAAAACAAUUAAUGCGACACACGCGCAGCGUACGAUGGGAACGUCGAAUGUAAUAACGUGGACAAUAUCAUGGGUGACAAAUUACUCCUUAAUUUUGGCUCGAAAUUUCUGCGAUAAUUUAUUGUGUCACAUGUGAAAUUGCAAAAUUGCCAUGGCAACAUUUGGGGCGAAAUUGCUCGAUACAAUUAACAAGUCAAAAAACAGCGGCUGUAGGCGUAAUUUGUCUCCUAUGAUAGUCAAAGGUAGUCAAAUGGUAUACUCGUGAAAAUAGGAAAUAAUUUCACAUGCGUUUUGUCAAAGUUCUCAUAAAAAUUUUGACAAAACGCGCGUGAAAUUUUUUCCUAAUUUCACCGUCACCAUUAUGUUAUCAUUAACAAGUAUCCUGUAUUCUGAUUAGCUGUAUUUUCCGGUAUAAAGAAGCAUAUUUUAAUAUUCCUUCGAAACUAAGUUUCUUUAAACUUCGGAUUCAUACCCCCACCGUGGUACAAGAGGGUGGGGUAGAGGGAACCCCUCUCGAUUUUUGUUCUGUUAGGGCAGAUUUAAAUAAAAUUUACAUUGAUUAGAUAGCCCUGAACCUGCUCUACAAGAUGAUACCAUUUUUGUUGGUUAU
Messenger RNA from Orbicella faveolata, 7279 nucleotides. RefSeq lists its product as uncharacterized. Gene Ontology annotation, molecular function: ATP hydrolysis activity; protein binding. Lineage: Eukaryota; Metazoa; Cnidaria; Anthozoa; Scleractinia; Merulinidae. Gene Ontology annotation, biological process: signal transduction. The record is from RefSeq and is a predicted model, not a curated record.